Messenger RNA from Melampsora larici-populina 98AG31, 1122 nucleotides. RefSeq lists its product as uncharacterized. The transcript is spliced from 5 exons. Bases 1 to 1122 code for a protein of 373 amino acids. Lineage: Eukaryota; Fungi; Basidiomycota; Pucciniomycetes; Pucciniales; Melampsoraceae. The record is from RefSeq and is a predicted model, not a curated record.
AUGGCCAAAUUCCAGCACGCAUUGCACAGCACUUCCUUUUUCCCCCAGUCAAAACAUGCCCAACGUGCCAGACUGGACAUGCACUUGAAACCGAUUCCUUAUUUGGCUACCUAUACGAUCUUGAUGGUUGUGAGACAGUGCAGCACUUUUCUUCUUACUGCCGAAGAUAAGAUCUUUCAUGUUCAUACUCACUACUUCAUGACCCAUCGCCUAGCCCAUCACUUUAAGAUGUCUCAAAUGCUUCAGCACUCAUCAAUAUUCAAUAUUGUUAACUUAUACAAUGACACACAUAUUGUUGCUUGCCCUCCUCCAUUAUUUUCUCCGACUCAGAGUUUUUCCUCGUCUCUAUCUGCGGGUGUAUGUAAAGAUGGAAUGGACAUACACACCUUGUUGUAUCACUUCUCUUCUCGCUCUCAUCAACUUGUGGUUCCUGCCGAUGGACUUGACGCUACUCGAUACGAAGAGGCAAAAGAAGCUCAUACAGCAUAUGUUAGAGCAAAUGGUUCCAGCCAUAAAAAUCAUUCCUGCGGGAAAUGUACCUCUAUUAGGCAUUGUCAACAGCCGGAUGAAUACUCAGUAAUCCGCGCUGUGGUUACUGAUGGGUUGACUAUUGGGCGUUAUCGCUGUAGUGCUUCUCGUGCUCAACUCGAAUACCUUGCAAUGGAUGCGGGUGAUCCUCCUCCAAAUGGCCCAUGCCUUAAUUCACUAGAUAAUGUCCGCUCACGAUUUUGUAGAAAACACUUUCAACUCUUGCAGAAGCAAUGCGAAGCUCAGCCCUGCACACGGCCAGUAAUGCUGGGUCAAAAGACUUGCGAUCUUGAAUCACAUAUCAGAGCGGAGACAGCAGAGCUGCAAGACUAUGAAGAUAUUCAACAUGCAAAUGAAGCAGAUAGGUAUGAUGAAAAGGGACGUGAUGGUGGGGUUUCAAGCAAAGAGUCUCGUCCUAAGCUAUCAAGAGAAAGAACACACAAUGACCAGCUUAUUGUAGGUGCUUGUGGUGUUGUAUUGGCUAGGCAGACCAUGUUCAGAGCUGAAUCACCAAGUGCUGUAAAAGUAUGUCCCAAUUCCUACUCUCUGAAUAGCGCGGUUUCUUUAUUUACCUUUUUUUUUGGUUCUGCAUAG